Messenger RNA from Babesia bigemina, 570 nucleotides. RefSeq lists its product as hypothetical. NCBI's taxonomy places the organism in Eukaryota, Apicomplexa, Aconoidasida, Piroplasmida, Babesiidae. The record is from RefSeq and is a predicted model, not a curated record. The transcript has 6 exons. Bases 1 to 570 code for a protein of 189 amino acids.
AUGGGAGACGGUGAGUUUCCAUGGCUGAGAUUGAGGGGACUGGGAGCGGCAGUGGUUGAGGGGACUGGGAUAGGCAGUGGUAGUGUUGCAGUUGGUGAGUUGAGGGGACUGGGAGGGAGAGGGGAAGAUGACGAGAGGGAGGUAUAUAAGAGGAGGCGCUCCAUGUGGACGGCUUUGACAGUUGCUACGGAUGUGCGCUUCAUUUCCAAAAUCACCGAACAAGCAAGUUCUGCCAUCCUCAGGGAUGUGCUAAAAGAACAAAGCCGUGUACAGACAGCGGUUGUGGAUGUGAAUGUUGUGUUAAGGAACUCUUCCCAUACGUCCCUUGGUUCUGAUUCUCUUCCCGGUCUUGCCGGCGCUCGGACCGGUGGUCUCGAUUCCCACGGUGAAGAUCUGUCUACCACUUCCACACUUUCCCCCCCUAACCCUCAAGCCAUCGCCGCCGUCAUCGUUGCCAUCAUCGUCGCCAUCAUCCUGCUCGACCUGUGCAUCUUCCGCUUUCCGGUGGGCCGCAACAUCCGCGAUUUCCUCGUACGCAAGAUACCCUUCUGCAUCGCGUUCUACAGCUGA